This is a messenger RNA of Acaulospora morrowiae, 1620 nucleotides long. The record is from the annotation of a GenBank genome assembly. NCBI's taxonomy places the organism in Eukaryota, Fungi, Glomeromycota, Glomeromycetes, Diversisporales, Acaulosporaceae.
AUGGCCGUAAAACUAUUUACUCUAAUUUACAAUUCAUACUUGGUACCUUUUGCUCACCAAGUAAACGCGAUUGCUAGCCGAAAUGCCCUAUUGGCUCCUUAUCUUAAGGAUGCCUCCGCGGACACAAUUUUGUUGAUGUGCGCAAGUUUGGUGAUCGUAUCAAUUGUGUUCUUGUAUACGCUGAAAAAUGUUCUAUACGCACGGCCUCAUUCGAACGAACCCCCGAUUGUUCCUUAUUGGGUGCCAUUUGUUGGCUCGGCUGUAACUAUGGGUAUAGAUCCUAUCAAAUUCUAUAGAGAAAAUCAAAAAAAGUACGGCGAUUACUACACGUUCAUAUUAUUGGGCAGAAGAAUGGUCACGUGUCUCGGCACGGAGGGAAAUAACUUUGUGUUUAACGCGAAAAUCGCAGAUGUUAAUGCCGAGGAUGCUUACCGAUCCCUAACCGUACCAGUAUUUGGCAGGGGAGUAGUGUAUGAUGUGGAAAAUGCUAUUUUGAUGGAACAAAAGAAAUUUGUAAAAUCUGGUCUUUCUGUGGAAAACUUGCGCGCAUAUGUGCCAAUGAUUGAGAUGGAAACUAAGAAUUAUAUUGCUCGAUGGAAUAUGAAAUCAGCCGUUGAAAAUAUCUACCAUGUUACUUCACAAUUGAUUAUUAUGACUGCCUCUCGGUGUUUAUUGGGUGAAGAAGUUAGAUCAAAAUUGGAUGAAUCUUUCGCACAAAUAUUUCACGACUUAGAUGGUGGAUUCCAGCCAAUAAAUUUUCUAUUCGAAAACCUACCUAUUCCGUCUAAUAAACUUCGUGACCAAGCUCACGUGAAGAUGCAUAACUUCUUUUUGGAAAUCAUGAAAGCGCGUCGUGAAUCCAAUAUCAAAGAUCGCCAUGAUAUCAUGCAAUAUUUAACUACAGAAUGCAAGUACAAGGAUGGAAGAAAACUAUCUGACGAGGAAUCCGCUAAUAUCAUGAUUGCUAUGCUGAUGGCUGGACAACAUACAAGUUCAACAACCAGCGCGUGGGCACUCUUCUUCUUGGCCGAAAAUCCCGAAUUAUUUGAGCAAUUGCGUCAGGAACAGAUUAAAGUUCUUGGGUCAUUGGAUGCACCGCUUACGUUCGAUGCAAUCAAGAAACUAACCUUACAUGAUAAUGUUGUACGCGAAACUUUACGACUUCGUUCACCCCUUCUUUGUAUAAUGAGGAAAGUCGUAAGGGAUUUGCCGAUUCCGAAUACUAACUAUGUGAUCCCCAAAGGUUCUUACAUUCAAGGUGUUCCGACCAUUUCGUCGAGGUCGGAUGAAUAUUUUGAGCAGGCAGAGAAAUUUAAUCCCCAUCGGUGGGAAAUUUUUGACAAGCAAAAUAAUAAAGAACACGAUGAUGAUUUUGUGGAUUAUGGAUUUGGUGCACUUAAUAUGUCUAAAGCUAGGUCUCCAUUUUUACCGUUCGGUGCAGGCCGGCACCGCUGUAUCGGAGAACCAUUUGCCUAUUUACAAAUCAAAACCAUUCUCGCCACUAUUGUGCGUACGUUUAAGUUCGAAUUACCUGACAAUAAAUUACCUGAGUGCGAUUUUACUACAAUGGUGGUUCGACCUAAAGACCCUUUUAUUAGAUAUGUAAGAGUAGACUAUUAA